AUGUCAUCAAUUCGUGAUGCCACCGGCCCAUCUACUACUGCUACUUCUGUCAUUGAGCUCCAGAGCCCUUUGCGGUCCGAGAGACAGUAUUCAAUUGGCAAUAAUCACAAUAAUGAGGAGGAUCAUGAUGAGACUGGCCAGACAUUCGAUUCUCCUGAAGAACCGCCGACGGGAGCAGUCGUCCAUGCUCUGGAGAAAUGGAAUGCCCCAUCUCGCAAUAUUCCUCGAACGUUGGCGACCUUUUGGAGUUUUCUUAUCAUGGGAGCUAACGAUGCUGCUUACGGGCUCGAAUCAUACUACAACCUCAGCUACACGGUCGUAUCGCUAGUCUUCCUGUCGCCGCUGGUCGGCUACGCGUCUGCAGCGCUGCUCAACAAUGUCAUCCAUAUGCAUUUCGGCCAACGGGGCAUCGCCUGGCUGAGUCCCGGAUUUCACGUCGUCUCGUACAUCAUCAACGCCGUCCACCCACCUUACCCUGUCCUGGUGGUCUCGUUCAUCUUCGCUGGCAUCGGCAACGGACUGGCCGAUUCGGCGUGGAAUGCCUGGAUUGCCAAUCUCGCCAAUGCGAACGAGCUCCUGGGGUUUCUGCACGGGUUUUACGGCAUCGGCGGCUCUGCCAUCGAGCUGGGUGCUUCAAUAGCAUCGUUCUGGAAGGCGAACGGCCUUGAGUUCCGGACAAACAACGCUCGAAGCGCGGAUCGCAAUAAAGAGAGCCACAUGAAGGAGGCGCUCUUCUCCCGAGCAGCCUCCCGAGUCACCUGGCUCUGUGCCGCAUUUCUUCUGGGAUACGUCGGUGUCGAGGUCGCCCUGGGCGGGUGGAUUGUGACGUUUAUGAUCCGAGUGCGCGAGGGCGCACCCUUUGCCAGUGGUAUAACGGCGACUGGGUUCUGGGUAGGCGUGACGGUCGGACGGGUUGUCCUGGGGUUUAUCACACCUAGGAUUGGCGAAAGGCUUGCCAUUGCAAUCUACCUCCCUCUCGCCAUGGCCCUCGAGCUCAUCUUCUGGCUGGUGCCUCAGUUCUACGUCUCCGCCGUCGCCAUCGCCCUGCAGGGCUUCUUCCUCGGGCCCAUGUUCCCUGCGGCGGUGGUCGCCGCGACCAAGCUGCUUCCGAGACAUCUUCAUGUCUCGUCGAUCGGGUUUGCUGCAGCCUUGGGCGGGGCGGGCGCAGCGGUGUUCCCUUUUGCCGUGGGGGCCCUCGCCCAGGCGAAGGGGGUGCAGGUCCUGCAGCCUUUUAUCUUGGCUCUGCUGGGAGCCAUUCUGUGUGUGUGGUUGGGGCUGCCACAUAUGAGCAACAAUUCAACAAGUAUAUUUCACCGGGAUAACUUACAAGUUAACUCCCAGCACAUCUCACCUCAUCUGCCUGCCUGCCUGCCUGUCUGUCUGUUUGUUGUCUGCGAUGAUCAAAAUCUUGGCCCUGACCGUAGCGAAGCGCCAAGUAAAAUAAUUCAAAUAAUUCAGGUGGUAUCUGUAUCUGUAUCAAGGGAGUCAGGUCAGUCACUGCCACGGCCACUGCCUCCCCCUGCCAAGUCUACAUAG
Molecule: messenger RNA, 1536 nt
Organism: Rasamsonia emersonii CBS 393.64
Lineage: Eukaryota; Fungi; Ascomycota; Eurotiomycetes; Eurotiales; Trichocomaceae
Product: MFS transporter
Exons: 7
Coding region: 1-1536 (511 amino acids)
Cellular component (GO): membrane
Source: RefSeq, a predicted model, not a curated record